This is a messenger RNA of Protobothrops mucrosquamatus (brown spotted pit viper), 1221 nucleotides long. RefSeq names its product family with sequence similarity 181 member B (gene FAM181B). The transcript has a single exon. The coding region runs from base 1 to 1221 and encodes 406 amino acids. NCBI's taxonomy places the organism in Eukaryota, Metazoa, Chordata, Lepidosauria, Squamata, Viperidae. The record is from RefSeq and is a predicted model, not a curated record.
AUGGCCGUGCAAGCGGCUCCGCUCCCGCCUCCCCACCACCAUCCCUUCGUCCCCUUCGGCUUCCCGCCGGCCGAUUUCGGCGCGCUGGAGAAGAGUUACGGCGGCUGCGAGGGAGGAGGAGGAGGCGUCGGGGGCGGCGGCGGAGCGCUGCUGCUGCUGGAAGGCGUCGGCGGGGCCCACGGCGGAGGCGUCGUCGGCGGCGUCGCUUCUUGCACCGACCCGGGCGACUUCCGCGAGGCGACCCGCGAGCUGCUCAGCUUCAUCGACUCGGCCUCCAGCAACAUCAAGCUGGCCCUGGACAAGCCGGGCAAGUCCAAACGGAAAGUCAACCAUCGCAAGUAUCUGCAGAAGCAGAUCAAACGCUGCACCGGCCUCAUCGGCGGGGCGUCCGCCAACCCGGAGGCCGCCGCCGCCGUCGCUUCUCUCGCCGCGGCAGCUCCCGGUUCGGUUCCCGGGUCGGCCAACAAGGCAGCUUCGACGUUGACGGCGCCAUCUAGCGGCGGCGCGGCGGCAUCGUCGUCGUCGUCCUGCAGGCCUCCGGCCAAGCGCGAGAGCCACGCGCUGCAGAGCAAAAGUUUAGCGGCGCUUUUCGACGCCUUGCGCUCGCCGGGUUUGGAGCGAAAGGGAUCCCCGACGGCCGUGGCCAGCGCGGCUGCUGCUGCUGCUGCUGCUGCGGCGACGGCUGCGGCUGCUCCCGCCGCCGGGCUGGGGAGCGACGUGGGCGGCAAGGAGGCCGGGUCUAGUCCGGUGGCGGUGGCGGCGGCGGCGGCGGGGGGCGCCUGCAAGAAGGUGCCUCUGCGGAACCGCAACCUGCCCGUCUCCUUCUUCACCGAGCCGGCCCCGCCGAGCCGGCCGCCCAAUCCGGCCGGUUUGGAAGAAGCCGUCCCGUCGGUGGCCGAGGAGCUCUUCGAUCUGCUGGCCGCCGCUCCCGAUUACCGCGGCUUGCUGCAGGAGGCUGCGGAGCCGCCGGCCGUCUUUCCGGGCCCCGCUUUGCAAGUGGCGGCGGAGCUGCCUCUGGAGCCGCCGCUGUACGAGCCGCUGCCGUCGAUGGCGCCCCUGCUGUACGCCGAGCCCCCCUUGCGCCCCCUGCCGGCCCUCUACGCCGCCGUCGCCGCUUCGGAUCCCGCGGCGCCCUUCUUUGCGGAUUGCCCGCUGCCCCCUCCCCCGGCCGUGCCCUACGAUUACGGCUACAAUCGGGGGGUGCCUUACCCCAGCCUUUAG